CACCGGCAAAAGUAGUUUUAUACAAUAUCCUCAAUAAAAAUGCUGAAGAUAAAUCAGCGAUUCCUGCUGCAGCAAUUCGUACGCCACGCCCACAACCAGGUGCGCGUCCGCUUUGCUCCCAGUCCAACGGGUUACCUGCAUUUGGGCGGAUUGCGCACAGCCCUCUACAAUUUCCUGUAUGCCAGACAUUUGGGUGGCAAAUUCCUACUCCGGAUCGAGGAUACGGAUCAAACGCGACUGGUUCCGGGUGCCAGUGAACGGCUGGUGGAGGAUCUUCUCUGGGCGGGCAUAGAAAUCGACGAAGGACCAGGUUUUGGCGGUCAACUGGGACCUUACAUACAAAGUCAGCGGACGGAUAUCUACAGUAAAGCCAUUGAGGAACUCUUGCAAAAUGGCACCGCCUACAGGUGUUUCUGCACCGAACGACGUCUGGAUUUGUUGCGUAAGGAGGCGCUGCGAACCCGGCAAGUUCCACGCUACGAUAACAAGUGCCGACAUCUCACAACGACGGAAGUGGAUUCACUCCUGGCUAAGGGAACGGCCCACUGCAUCCGAUUCAAGCUGACGGAUCACGAGGAACCGCUCGAUGAUCUGAUUUACGGCAAGGUGCAUCACAAUGUCAGCGAUACCGAGGGAGAUCCUGUGGUUAUGAAAAGCGAUCAGUUUCCCACUUAUCACUUUGCCAACGUGGUUGACGACCAUCUGAUGGGCAUUACACAUGUCUUGCGGGGAGUCGAGUGGCAGAUAUCCACCACCAAGCAUUUGCUGCUCUACAAAGCUUUUGGCUGGCAACCACCUAAAUUUGGUCACCUGCCGCUUCUCGUGAAUGCAGAUGGCACCAAGCUUAGUAAACGCCAAGGAGACAUUGGCAUCCAGCAUUUUCGGCAACGGGGUUUCUUUCCUCAAGCUUUAGUUAACUAUGUGGUUUCUGCGGGCGGAGGAUUCGAGCAUAGGGUCAAUGCCAAGCAGCAAUUGCUUACUAUGCAGGAACUCUACGAGCAGUUCCAUAUAGAACGCGUUAACUCUCAUCCCAGUCGACUAAAUCCUGAGCUUCUGGAUGAUCUAAAUCGUUUGGAGAUUGCACAACGUUUAUCGGAUAAAGAAAGCCGUUUAAAUUUGGUAAAUGAAGUUCAAGAGCUGGUAAAAACAGCCUACCCACAGCACUCCAACUUGGAUUUAGCUGAGAAUCACAUAGUGGAUGUCCUUUAUUGGUCUUCACAGCGUUUAACACUGCUCCAAGAUUUGACCAGCAGCAAGUUGAGUUUCCUGUGGGUAAAACCCUCAGAUUUUCAACUAAAGGAUUUGACAACCAAACAAUUAAUUAGCCUACUUAAAGUACUUAAAGCACACCAAGAAUUUAACAAAGAUGAGCUCAACGUUAAGCUGAAAAACUUUGCUAAAGAAGAAAACAUCAAAUUCCCGGUGAUGAUGAAAACCCUGAGAGCAGCUUUAAGUGGCCUAAAAGAAGGACCUGGAGUGGCGGAAAUGAUGGAGAUCCUUGGCCCAUCUGUAACCCUCGAACGACUAAGCGAAGCUGUGCCGAAAGAAAGUCUUCACUUAGAACAAAAUCAAUAAUUUG
Molecule: messenger RNA, 1579 nt
Organism: Drosophila ficusphila
Lineage: Eukaryota; Metazoa; Arthropoda; Insecta; Diptera; Drosophilidae
Gene: GluRS-m
Product: probable glutamate--tRNA ligase, mitochondrial
Exons: 4
Coding region: 40-1575 (511 amino acids)
Biological process (GO): glutamyl-tRNA aminoacylation
Molecular function (GO): tRNA binding; glutamate-tRNA ligase activity; ATP binding
Source: RefSeq, a predicted model, not a curated record